Papaver somniferum (opium poppy) is the source of this 525-nucleotide messenger RNA. RefSeq lists its product as uncharacterized. Bases 1 to 525 code for a protein of 174 amino acids. The record is from RefSeq and is a predicted model, not a curated record. The transcript is spliced from 2 exons. Gene Ontology annotation, cellular component: cytoplasm; nucleus. Gene Ontology annotation, biological process: nucleobase-containing compound metabolic process. Gene Ontology annotation, molecular function: nucleic acid binding; 3'-5' exonuclease activity. NCBI's taxonomy places the organism in Eukaryota, Viridiplantae, Streptophyta, Magnoliopsida, Ranunculales, Papaveraceae.
AUGGGAAUUUUCAUUCAUGAUCUUCCAAAUCACUACCCAGAAACACAACAAGUUUACUCAGUAAUCAUAGACGAUGAUCGAAUCAGAACAAUCGUCACUAAGCAUUCUUCAACAGUUGAUCACUGGAAUAGCAUGAUUUACAGUGAAUACAAUGGAGUACUAGAUAAUCUUAUCGUUGAUGAAAUCCCUUCUUCUCUUGUUGAGUUUCUCGGAGACCCUGAUUUUACAUUUGUUGGGGAUGGGAUCGGUGAAGAUGUUAAGAAACUUGAUGAUGAUUAUGACUUAGAAGUUGAGGUUGUUUUUGAUCUUAGGUGUUUGGAUGCUGAUAGGUAUAAUUCGAAGGAACUCAAGAAUGCUGGGUUGAUGGGAUUGGCUGGAAUUGUAUUAAAUUAUGGUGAUACUCAAAAAAAACCAAGGCAUGUUACUAUGAGUAACCGGGAGGAUUAUUUGCUUUCUCUCGAUCAGAUUAAGUAUGCUUGCGUUGAUGCUUAUGUUUCUUUCCAGAUCGGUAAAGAACUCAUCUAA